Aureobasidium melanogenum CBS 110374 is the source of this 876-nucleotide messenger RNA. RefSeq lists its product as uncharacterized. The record is from RefSeq and is a predicted model, not a curated record. The annotation marks the transcript as partial. The transcript has 3 exons. NCBI's taxonomy places the organism in Eukaryota, Fungi, Ascomycota, Dothideomycetes, Dothideales, Saccotheciaceae.
UUGACUGCCAUUGCUGCUGCUUUCCUCGUACUCACGAUCACGUUCACCAGUCUGCGUUUCCUCGUCAGAGGAUACAUGAUUCGUGCUUUGGGUUGGGACGAUUGGUUGAUACUGCUUGCACUCAACAGCUUCAUCUGUCAAGCUGCCUUCCUUGUGCAUAUUGCAUGGAUGGAGCAAAACAAAGACUUGAGUCUGGAGAAACCCCUGUCUGAUGCUCUGGAGUAUGUUGUCCUUGAGUUUGCCUUCUACAUUUUCACCACCUUCGCGCUGAAGCUGUCGCUGGCCGUGUUCUUUCUACGAAUUGUUCUGGAAAAGUGGCAGCGCCAAGUCAUCAUCAUCAGCACCGUCGUCUUCUCAUUAUAUACAUUCAGCUUCUUCCUUGUCGCUGUGUUCCAGUGUGGUUCUCCGGCCCAAUACCUUCUGCACAAAGUCCAAGGAAAAUGUGUAUCCUGGAGCGUUCUUGGCCCCAUGAAUUAUACCCAUGGAGUCCUGAACGCCUUGACUGAUUGGAUCUUUGUGUCUUUCCCGAUCUUGGUCGUUCGCAGAGCCAACAUGAGUAGCAGAGAUAAGUGGUCAGUGGUCUUUGUCCUCGUCAUUGGUGUCCUCGGCAGUGUGGCAUCAGUGGUCCGCCUCUUCUAUAUCAAUGAUCUCAACUCUGGCGACAAGAAUGCCAUAGCCUUCUUUGCGCAAGCACCAAGUAUUGCGAUCUUGAGCACGAUCGAGCCUGGCAUGGGUAUUACAGCAGCAUGUAUGGCGACUUUGAAGCCUCUGUUCAAAGCUGUCCUGGAUCACACCCGCUUCCACGUCCCAAGCAGCUCUGACAAGAACAAGCUUUCGAGUGCAGAGCGCGGUAUCCAUACUCCUAGUGGAGUCAUG